AUGCAUCAGCAUUCGGAUAACAUUCGAAGCAUGUUCCCUCACGAGUCAGGAGGGACUGGUCCCUCUCAUGGGAACCAUGUCGAGACCCAACGGUCUACGGAUCCUCGAAUCACCCUCGAGGACUAUAACCGUACCAUGUUGGAGUAUACGCAGCGUCAAAUGUCCUCCUUUGUCGACCUUGAUGACAGCAACAGCCAUAGCGGCUCCAGCAGCCGUAGUAGCCAAAGCAGCGGUAACAGUGAUCGCAGUGGCACCUCGAGCAAUGGUGUCCUUGCCCAUCAAGCCAAUGGCGCUCCACCUACCUCAGCCGGUGCUGCUGCUGCCACUCGCCAUGCAGCUCACCAGCAACCUAGCCAGAAGCCCAUGCGAAGCCCCAACGACGCCAAGACGUCUCGAUAUUAG
Messenger RNA from Penicillium cataractarum, 402 nucleotides. RefSeq lists its product as uncharacterized. NCBI's taxonomy places the organism in Eukaryota, Fungi, Ascomycota, Eurotiomycetes, Eurotiales, Aspergillaceae. The transcript has a single exon. Bases 1 to 402 code for a protein of 133 amino acids. The record is from RefSeq and is a predicted model, not a curated record.